Molecule: messenger RNA, 22774 nt
Organism: Coregonus sp. 'balchen'
Lineage: Eukaryota; Metazoa; Chordata; Actinopteri; Salmoniformes; Salmonidae
Source: the annotation of a GenBank genome assembly
GUUUACUAAGGGCCGGUGCAAGGCCAAUAAACACGUUGCAUAGUGUGGUUGGGCGGGAACACACGGUUGUGAGUAUAUGUGUAACAGGAACGGAGUGGUAAGUGCCGCUUACUCAACAUAGGUAGCUAGCUAUUCAACGAGAAAGAUAAUUGAACUGCGCUAUGGCUCUGUUUGUAUGAAUAUUCUGAAAUGAAUCACAAGAUGUAACUUUGAGAAUAAGUGAAAGCAGAUCUUCUGUUCAUUCAUACAGCUAAAGUUAGCAUGUAAAAAGAAGGCUCAGCCCUCCUUGAAUGGAAUCUGCUCUGUCUAUUACAGGAACGGAAAACCCAUCAGAUUACUACAUAUUGCGUUUAACUAGAUCAAUACAUACAUGCAGACUAUUUGCUAACAAAUUAAGCUACAUUAACUAGCUAGCAAAGGCUGGGUGCCAGAUUUGUCACUUGUGUUGCUAUUUCUUGGUCAUUUCUACAUACAACACGAAUGUCUUAAUAUUUGGUAGGUCGUGAGUUGGUCAAGGCAGAGAAAGAACCAAUGAUGUGUUGGAAAGAACUGUAUGAAUGAUCAGGAACGUUUGCAGUCUACACGGAGUUGCAUCCAUUUCCUGGUUUGAUUCUUCGCCACAUCAACCUGGCAGUGCUCAUGUCCUUAUCUGGAGCGUACUCAUUACGCCGAUUCUGUUGCAAAACGUCUCUUAAACGGAAGCAAACGGGGAGGGACAUACCUGAAUUGUCCAAUAUAAACUCUCGUUUUAGUUGCAAUGCUUGGACUAAUGCUUACACCCCUGGUUGGAACAGACUGGGGCACGUCUUUUAAACCCAGUCAGUGAUUUCAUUAGGCAAAUAAUGUUGGUGUAAGAUAACUGGUUAAUAGAUCGUGUGACGUGUUUAACAUUGUUCAAGUUAGUUUUCCAACAUAAUUGGGGUUUAGUUUUUGUAGACUGAAGCUCCAUGUUUUAAACCCUGAAAUACUAUGAAAAUAACUUUUAUGGAAUAGAUUUGCCUCAUGGCCAAGCUAGUAAAAACUGACUGGUUGGGAGUCUCAUUUUUGUGCUGCUCUGAUUCAUGCACAAGCAAUGCAAGUCUGGAAGUUUGGAAUGGAGCUUGCUGCCUCGUACCUACACUGCUAAUGUAGAUUAUCUUCCCAACAGAGAUAAACCAAGUUAUCACUCCCUGUGCGAAGAUGACAAAGUUGGGCUUCCUGCGGCUGUCCUAUGAAAAACAGGACACGCUGCUGAAGCUGCUCAUCCUGUCUAUGGCUGCAAUCCUCUGUAAGAACACAUACACUUUACAUCCCUUUCCGUUACUCUACACUUGUAUUCCAUACUAUUAUUACUAUGAGGGCCAUUGUCGCUUGACUUUGAUGGUACAACGAGUAGACAUGGUUUAGACUUGUUCUUUCUCCCCCUUUCUCGUCAGCGUUUUCCACCAGGCUUUUCUCUGUGUUGAGGUUCGAGAGUGUCAUCCAUGAGUUUGAUCCGUAAGUCCACUACCUGUUGUAUGAUGGUUCCUUAAUCCUCAGAUUCAUGGUGUUUUUUUUUUUUUUUUUUAGCAAAAUGGUGUUUAAAACCAGAAAUGGUGCAUGAUUUGCAUGCUUUUCUGCUUCAUCCUCAGGUACUUUAACUACCGAACAACCCGCUUCUUGGUAGAAGAGGGGUUCUACAACUUUCAUAACUGGUUUGAUGACAGGGCAUGGUACCCUCUGGGGAGGAUCAUCGGUGGCACUAUUUACCCAGGUAGGAAUGUUCAACACAAGACUGUACUUUACAUUAUAGGGUGAUUAUCUAGACAUUAAAAUGUUCUCUCUAAAAAAAAAAAAAAUGUCCUGUGUUUAGGUGGCUUUGGGUAAUCAAGUCCUUCUGUCACCCUUUUUUUUCCUCCUCUGUCAUAUAGAUCCUUUCUGUGAUUGUUUUGGCCUAUCCCACACAUUCUUUGGCAACAGCAAGCUGACACUGCUAGUAGCUACAGUACUUGCCCUUUGUUAACUCUUUCUGUCCUGUUCCUCCAGGCCAUUUUCCGUACCUCAUUGCAGUAGGCAGGUUGGCAGGUGUGGACUUGUCCUGUGUUCACUAUUUGUGUCCUGCCCUGUUCCCCCAGGCCUGAUGAUCACCUCUGCUGCCCUGUACCACGUCCUGAACUUCUUCCACAUCACCAUCGACAUCCGUAAUGUCUGUGUCUUCCUGGCUCCCCUCUUCUCCUCAUUCACUGCCAUAGUCACCUACCACUUCACCAAGGAGCUCAAGGUAGGUUGCAGCACACCUGGGUCCUGUUCAGGAGGUAGAAAACAUAAAGAAAUUGUGGGAAACAGGGAGGUAGCCUACAACGUGAAAAUGCUCAAGAGCUCUGAAAUGUACUUGUUUCCAUGGCUUUCAUAUCUACUGUCUACUUCUUGUAGGAUGCAGGAGCUGGGCUCUUGGCUGCUGCCAUGAUAGCGGUGGUACCUGGCUACAUUUCCCGUUCUGUCGCAGGCUCCUAUGACAAUGAAGGUACAGAAAUAGCCUCAUCCCCAUGGACAUGCCCCUCUAAAGGACUUGGCCCUUGUUGUGGUCUUUAAUAUAAUGUAUUGUUUUUCUGUCCAGGUAUUGCCAUCUUUUGCAUGCUGCUGACGUACUACAUGUGGAUCAAGGCAGUCAAUACAGGCUCCAUCUACUGGUCCUCCAUGUGUGCCCUGGCCUACUUCUACAUGGUGAGACUAACGAAUAAAUAAAUGAUGAGGAACUUUAACAAUCGAGAGUACUUAGAAACUGAAUGUUACAGUAACUUAGUCCCUGCUAAAGGUUGUGACGCUCCUCUCAUGGUGCUCAUCUGAAGGAGGCUUUCCUUGGCUGCGUUCAAGAUGAAGAAAAAAUAUAAAACGGUUUGCAUCGUUAUAAUACGUAGCAAAAACGUUAAACCAACUGGACACACCCUUUGUCUUUGUGUCUGUAGGUGUCCUCCUGGGGUGGCUAUGUGUUCCUGAUCAACCUCAUCCCCCUCCACGUGCUGGUCCUCAUGCUCACCGGCCGCUUCUCCCACCGUAUUUACGUGGCCUAUUGCACCGUCUACUGCCUGGGAACCAUCCUCUCCAUGCAGAUCUCUUUCGUCGGCUUCCAGGUAAAAAACCCUUCUCCCUUCCUUCGCAUAGACACAGCAGCUGCCCAGAUGUUGCUCCGACUGGAGCAGUCAGUUGUUAGACUGCAUGUCCAUUGCAUGUUAUCUUGUGAAGACCGCAUGGGUCCAUGAAUAUGUUGGCCCAAUAUGAUUAUUUACAAUGAUUAAGCCAUUAUAUAUUGUAUGAUCAGUCAUUUUUGCUGGUGGAGAGAUAUUGGGAACACACACACAGUUCAUUCACCUGCUUGUCUCCCUCUCAUGGCCAUUGAAGCCAGUGCAGUCGUCUGAGCACAUGGCAGCAUUCGGGGUGUUUGGCCUGUGUCAGAUUCAUGCCUUUGUGGACUACCUGCGCAGCAAGCUAAACGCCCAGCAGUUUGAGGUCCUAUUCAAGAGCAUCUUAUCCCUGGUGGGCUUCGUACUGCUCUCUGUGGGCACCGUGCUCAUGCUAACUGGUAAGAGGCUCGCCAAGGAUCCACUCAUGAAAAUACACUCAAUCAAGUACAGUUCAAGUAUUUGAACGAAAACCAAUACUGCUGUAUUUUAAUUCAGGUCUGCCACUCGGACAGGCCUGGGCGAUGCCUCUACUCUACUCAGUAAUGUAGGCUUCUAUUUACAGGCCUGUAUGCAGUGGUGGAAAAAGUACUCAAUUGUCAUACUUGAGUGAAAGUAAAGAUACCUUAAUAGAAAAUGACUCAAGUAAAAGUGAAAGUCACCCAGUAAAAUACUAGUUGAGUAAAAGUAUUUGGUUUUAAAUAUACUUAAGUAUCAAAAGUAAAUUGAAUUGCUCAAAUGUACUUAAGUAUCAAAAGUAAAAGUAUAAACCAUUUCAAAUUCCUUAUAUUAAGCAAACCAGACGGCACCAUUUUUGUAUUUUUUUUUUAUUGACGGCUAGCCAGGGGCACGCUCCAACACUCCAACAUAAUUGACAAACUAAGCAUUUGUGUUUAGUGUGUCCGCCAGAUCAGAGGCAGUAGGGAUGACCAGGGAUGUUCUCUUGAUAAGUGUGUGAAUUGGACCAUUUUCCGAGUACUUUUGGGUGUCAGGGAAAAUGUAUGGAGUAAAAAGUAACAUUAUUUUCUUUAGGAAUGUAGUAAAGUACAGAUACCCCAAAAAACUACUUUAGUACUUUUAAGUAUUUUUACUUAAGUACUUUACACCACUGCCUGUAUGGUCGUUCAAAGCUCGUUACAUUUCUCUAUCAACACAUUUGCCCUAUACAUUUGAGAUUCUCCUGAUUUUUAAAAUGCCUUUUUUUUAGGAACAUAUCGAUAUGAUUUAAGAAAAUGCAAAACAGUAUACCCGUUAAGUAUCAGACCUACAGUAAGUGGUUUGGUAGUGCCUUUUUAUUCGACAUGACUUUGUUGUGAUUGUUGCGUUUCUCAGGGAAGAUCUCCCCCUGGACGGGUCGUUUCUACUCGCUGCUGGACCCAUCUUACGCCAAGAACAACAUCCCCAUCAUCGCCUCUGUGUCUGAGCACCAGCCCACCACCUGGUCCUCCUACUACUUUGACCUGCAGCUGCUCGUCUUCAUGUUCCCAGGUACAUACAGUGAGAGAAAAAAGUACAGUGGGGAAAAAAAGUAUUUAGUCAGCCACCAAUUGUGCAAGUUCUCCCACUUAAAAAGAUGAGAGAGGCCUGUAAUUUUCAUCAUAGGUACAUGUCAACUAUGACAGACAAAAUGAGAAGAAAAAAAUCCAGAAAAUCAUUGUAGGAUUUUUAAUGAAUUUAUUUGCAAAUUAUGGUGGAAAAUAAGUAUUUGGUCAAAAAACAAAAGUUUCUCAAUACUUUGUUAUAUACCCUUUGUUGGCAAUGACACAGGUCAAAAGUUUUCUGUAAGUCUUCACAAGGUUUUCACACACUGUUGCUGGUAUUUUGGCCCAUUCCUCCAUGCAGAUCUCCUCUAGAGCAGUGAUGUUUUGGGGCUGUCGCUGGGCAACACAGACUUUCAACUCCCUCCAAAGAUUUUCUAUGGGGUUGAGAUCUGGAGACUGGCUAGGCCACUCCAGGACCUUGAAAUGCUUCUUACGAAGCCACUCCUUCAUUGCCCGGGCGGUGUGUUGGGGAUCAUUGUCAUGCUGAAAGACCCAGCCACGUUUCAUCUUCAAUGCCCUUGCUGAUGGAAGGAGGUUUUCACUCAAAAUCUCACGAUACAUGGCCCCAUUCAUUCUUUCCUUUACACGGAUCAGUCGUCCUGGUCCCUUUGCAGAAAAACAGCCCCAAAGCAUGAUGUUUCCACCCCCAUGCUUCACAGUAGGUAUGGUGUUCUUUGGAUGCAACUCAGCAUUCUUUGUCCUCCAAACACGACGAGUUGAGUUUUUACCAAAAAGUUAUAUUUUGGUUUCAUCUGACCAUAUGACAUUCUCCCAAUCCUCUUCUGGAUCAUCCAAAUGCACUCUAGCAAACUUCAGACGGGCCUGGACAUGUACUGGCUUAAGCAGGGGGACACGUCUAGCACUGCAGGAUUUGAGUCCCUGGCGGCGUAGUGUGUUACUGAUGGUAGGCUUUGUUACUUUGGUCCCAGCUCUCUGCAGGUCAUUCACUAGGUCCCCCCGUGUGAUUCUGAGAUUUUUGCUCACCGUUCUUGUGAUCAUUUUGACCCCACGGGGUGAGAUCUUGCGUGGAGCCCCAGAUCGAGGGAGAUUAUCAGUGGUCUUGUAUGUCUUCCAUUUCCUAAUAAUUGCUCCCACAGUUGAUUUCUUCAAACCAAGCUGCUUACCUAUUGCAGAUUCAGUCUUCCCAGCCUGGUGCAGGUCUACAAUUUUGUUUUUGGUGUCCUUUGACAGCUCUUUGGUCUUGGCCAUAGUGGAGUUUGGAGUGUGACUGUUUGAGGUUGUGGACAGGUGUCUUUUAUACUGAUAACAAGUUCAAACAGGUGCCAUUAAUACAGGUAACGAGUGGAGGACAGAGGAGCCUCUUAAAGAAGAAGUUACAGGUCUGUGAGAGCCAGAAAUCUUGCUUGUUUGUAGGUGACCAAAUACUUAUUUUCCACCAUAAUUUGCAAAUAAAUUCAUAAAAAAUCCUACAAUGUGAUUUUCUGGGGGAAAAAAAUCUCAAUUUGUCUGUCAUAGUUGACGUGUACCUAUGAUGAAAAUUACAGGCCUCUCUCAUCUUUUUAAGUGGGAGAACUUGCACAAUUGGUGGCUGACUAAAUACUUUUUUUCCCCCACUGUAUUUGAUCCCCUGCUGAUUUUGUACGUUUGCCCACUGACAAAGACAUGAUCAGUCUAUAAUUUUAAUGGUAGGUUUAUUUGAACAGUGAGAGACAGAAUAACAACAAAAACAUCCAGAAAAACGCAUGUCAAAAAUGUUAUGAAUUGAUUUGCAUUUCAAUGAGGGAAAUAAGUAUUUGACCCCUCUGCAAAACAUGACUUAAUACUUGGUGGCAAAACCCUUGUUGGCUAUCACAGAUGUCAGACGUUUCUUGUAGAUGGCCACCAGGUUUGCACACAUCUCAGGAGGGAUUUUGUCCCACUCCUCUUUGCAGAUCUUCUCCAAGUCAUUAAGGUUUCGAGCCUGACGUUUGGCAACUCGAACCUUCAGGUCCCUCCACAGAUUUUCUAUGGGAUUAAGGUCCUGGAGACUGGCUAGGCCACUCCAGGACCUUAAUGUGCUUCUUCUUGAGCCACUCCUUUGUUGCCUUGGCCGUGUGUUUUGGGUCAUUGUCAUGCUGGAAUACCCAUCCACGACCCAUUUUCAAUGCCCUGGCUGAGGGAAGGAGGUUCUCACCCAUUUGACGGUACAUGGCCCUGUCCAUCGUCCCUUUGAUGCGGUGAUGUUGUCCUGUCCCCUUAGCAGAAAAACACCCCCAAAGCAUAAUGUUUCCACCUCCAUGUUUGAUGGUGUUCUUGGGGUCAUAGGCAGCAUUCCUCCUCGUCCAAACACGGCGAGUUGAGUUGAUGCUAAAGAGCUCGAUUUUGGUCUCAUCUGACCACAACACUUUCACCCAGUUCUCCUCUGAAUCAUUCAGAUGUUCAUUGGCAAACUUCAGACGGCCCUGUAUAUGUGCUUUCUUGAGCAUGGGGACCUUGCGGGCGCUGCAGGAUUUCAGUCCUUCACGGCGUAGGGUGUUACCAAUUGUUUUCUUGGUGACUAUGGUCCCAGCUGCUUUGAGAUCAUUGACAAGAUCCUCCCGUGUAGUUCUGGGCUGAUUCCUCACUGUUCUCAUGAUCAUUGCAACUCCACAAGGUGAGAUCUUGCAUGGAGCCCCAGGCCGAGGGAGAUUGACAGUUAUUUUGUGUUUCUUCCUUUUGCGAGUAAUCGCACCAACUGUUGUCACCUUCUCACCAAGCUGCUUGGCGAUGGUCUUGUAGCCCAUUCCAGCCUUGUGUAGGUCUACAAUCUUGUCCCUGACAUCCUUGGAGAGCUCUUUGGUCUUGGCCAUGGUGGAGAGUUUGGAAUCUGAUUGAUUGAUUGCUUCUGUGGACAGGUGUCUUUUAUACAGGUAACAAACUGAGAUUAGGAGCACUCCCUUUAAGAGUGUGCUCCUAAUCUCAGCUUGUUACCUGUAUAAAAGACACCUGGGAGCCAGAAAUCUUUCUGAUUGAGAAGGGGGUCAAAUACUUAUUUCCCUCAUUAAAAUGCAAAUCAAUUUAUAACAUUUUUGACAUGCGUUUUUCUGGAUUUUUUUGUUGUUAUUCUGUCUCUCACUGUUCAAAUAAACGUACCAUUAAAAUUAUAGACUGAUCAUUUAUUUGUCAGUGGGCAAAUGUACAAAAUCAGCAGGGGAUCAAAUACUUUUUUCCCUCACUGUAGAUUAUUCUCAAUCAGCCUUGAAUAUUCGUCAAUCUUGCUGGUGAAAUUAUGUUUAGAUUAAUGGAUUGAUCAGAAUACCUUUGGGACAAAGGUACAAAAAUCACUUGUGAAGAAAAACAUUGCACUGCUGCUUUAAUGAACCUGCUUUGCUUCCUCCUGACAGUGGGUCUGUAUUACUGCUUCAACAACCUGUCUGAUGCAAGGAUCUUCAUCAUCAUGUAUGGAGUCACCAGCAUGUACUUCUCAGCUGUCAUGGUAAGUCAGCUAGCAGAUUAGCUCUUGAAUGAGAGGAAUAUUUUAAAUGUAUGGUGUCAAAUAUUCCAAUCUUUCUGCUGUUGUGAGUAGUAAUUGCACAUGGUACCUAACUGUCAGAGGUCUAGUGUUGUCAUGAUACCAGAAUUCAAUACGAUACCAGGUUUAGUAUCAAAAUACUCAACCAAAAUUAUACUCGAUGCCGAAACGAAUAAAUAAAAAUAAUAAUGUAUGCACUCACUAACUGUAAGUCCACAGCAAGAAAAAUAAAGUGUAUUAGCUAAAGUCACAGAAUAAUCACUGGCCUUUUUAUUUUUCAACGUUGAACAAUAUGUUGAUAACUGUUAGAAAUAGAAUAUCUUAUAUUCAAUUUCUUUUAAAAAUAAAACACCAUAUUAAGUAACAUUUACAUUUUAGUCAUUUAGCAGACGCUCUUAUCUAGAGCGACUUACAGUUAGUGAGUGCAUACAUUAUUAUUUUUAUUUUUUAAAUACUGGCCCCCUGUGGGAAUCGAACCCACAACCCUGGCGUUGCAAACGCCAUGCUUUAACAACUGAGCUACAUCCCUGUGGGCCAUUCUCCCGGUCGCGGCCGGCUACGGCAGAGCCUGGAUUCGAACCAGGAUCUCUAGUGGCACAGCCUUAGACCACUGCGCCGCAGUGCCUUAGACCACUGCGCCACUUGUGAGAACAGAAGAAUAUCUUAAAUGUCCUUAUGGAAAACCAUAUGAGACACAGCAUACAAAAUAAUUUUACAAUUGCAUCUAAACUGUUUUUAAAUGUAAUUUGAUACAUAUCAGGGUUUACAUUAAUUUGACCUAUGAUUUCAAUACAGCUAAAUAAUUGUAUGUAUUAUUUGAAUAGUUUAGUUCCAAAACGACAAACACUUUGAAACUCAUUUUGUUAAGUUUACACACAAUGGAUUUUAUACAGCAUACUACGAUUCCGAGUGCAUUUCAACUCCCAGGGUGCAUUGCUACGCCCAGGGCUGCUGGCUGGCUAGUGGCUACUGCUAGCAAGCCCAGACAAACAUGAAGUAGUCUAAAUAUAUUGCUGUCAUAGUUAAAUGAUGAGUGCAUUUCACAUGAAUGUCAUGCUGAAUAUACUGUAUGUUAAUGUCAUUGCCACUCAAAAAUAAUUAGAUUUUAGUUGCUAGUAGAAUAACAUUACAAUGCAAAAUGUCAUUUGUAAAAUUGUUUGUCGUUUUGCCACUAAACCUCCCUUGCACUGCUUUGUAACACCUUUUGCAUAUUGGGUUCGGUGGGCUGGCCCUCCUCUGCUCUGGAAGCAAAAUAUUCUCAGUUGUCCCCCACGAUGAAAUCUGGGAGGGGACUGUGGAUCGUUCUCAGUUCGUUCGUCACGCGCGAUAUCACAGACAGCACUGGCCUGAUUUUGAUUAAACUUGGGUGAAUGAAAUGUCUUGCCAUAGAGAUCCGGAUUUACAAAAUUACACCGAUUGGCCCAAGGCGGGAGCUAUAGUAAUUAACUGAAAUUUGUGAGUCACACCAGAGAGGAAGAGGCGACGCGAGAGGGAUAACUGGGCCCAAAAUCUGUCUUCUCCAGCAGGUGGUGAUUUUUCUUUGGCACGACAUGGAGUACAGGGAGUGGAUUAGGUAAAAAGACUGGUACCCAGUGGUGUAAAGUACUUAAGUAAAAAUACUUUAAGGUACUACUUAAGUCUGGGUUUUUUAGGAUCUGUACUUGGAAAACAUACCCAAUUUGUCAUACAUAAAGCUACCUUAACAGAAAAUGACUCAAGUAAAAGUGAGUCACCCAGGAAAAUACUACUUGAGUAAAAGUAUUUGGCUUUAAAUAUACUUAAGUAUAUUUUAACAAUUACAUAAAUAAUUUAAAAAUUCCUUAUAUUAAGCAAACCAGACGGCAUGAUUUAAAAUUUAAAAUAAUUACGGAUAGCCAGGGGCACACUCCAACACUCAGACAAUUUACAAACGAAGCAUUUGUGUUUCAUAAAUCCGCCAGAUCAGAGGCAGUAGGGAUGACCAGGGAUGUUCUCUUGAUAAGUGCGUGAAUUGGACCGUUUUUCUGUCCUCCGACGCAUUCGACAUGUAACUUUUGGGUGUCAGGGUAAAUGUAUGGAAUAAAAAGUACAUUAUUAUCUUUAGGAAUGUAGUGAAGUAAAAGUUGUCAAAUAUAAUUAGUAAAGUACAGAUACUGCUAUCAUCCUAUUUUACCACUUCAACAAAUAUUUUCCCAAACAUUACUUUUCUGGCCCUCCCUUCUCUUUAUUUUCAACUCUCCAUUUCGCAGUUUCUUAUUGAAUUGAACUCCAACAUUGUCUUUUUUGCCUCCGUGGAUCGACGUUAACUUUUUCUGCCUGUUCCCAAAAGCAUUUGGCGAUUGGCGUGUAAGCUAUUGGGUGCGUGUACAGUUAGGCCCUAAAGUUUACACACUAAUGCCAGAUAGCCUAAAAUAAUGUAAGAAAAACCUCAAUGUAGCCUAUAGAUAUCAAUUGCAAUGCGAGAUUAGUGUUACCCUAUUGCCUUUUGUGCAAGCAGAUGAGCUCCCAGAAAGAGACUACGGAGUGGGUGUGUUUAACUGAUCCGGCUGCUUCUCUCCUCAGGUGCGUCUGAUGCUGGUCCUGGCCCCAGUCAUGUGCAUCCUGUCAGGCAUUGGUGUGUCCCAGGUCCUCACAACUUACAUGAAGAACCUGGACAUCAGCCGACCAGACAAGAAGAGCAAGAAGCAGCAGGACGCCACCUACCCCAUCAAGAACGAGGUAAGAGAGGAAGGAUACUUCACAUUUUAUUUGUCACAUGCGCCAAAUAUAAUAACGAGGCUAUCUACAAGGGGUACCGGUACCAAGUCAAUGUGCAGGGAUAUGGGGUAGUCGAGGUAAUAUGUACAUGUAGGUAGGGGUAUUUGACUAUGCAUUGAUAAUAAAGAGUACCAGCAGCGUGUGUGAAAGAAUUGGCCCCCAGAUGGCACUGUACAAUAAAUGUUUGUUCAUAACACUGAAAUGCAGCGCUGAGAAUGUAUCCAUUGAUACUGGGUGUCAUUCCAACUGAUGAAGUCAGGGGACACAUUUAAUAAGGGUGCAGUGAUCUAGUGAGAUCUAGGCCCGGUCCAGUAACAACCCCUAACCCCUAGGCAUUUGUGUAGAUCUGAAAGUCUUUCUAUUAUUCGUUCCACUAAUAUCCUGUACCAUUUUGUCCACCAGGUGGCCAGUGGGAUGAUUCUUGUCAUGACCUUCUUCCUCAUCACCUACACCUUUCACUCCACCUGGGUGACCAGCGAGGCCUACUCCUCCCCCUCCAUCGUCCUGUCAGCCCGCGGUGGAGACGGCAGCCGCAUCAUAUUUGACGACUUCAGAGAGGCCUACUACUGGCUCCGCCACAACACCCCAGAGGAUGCUAAAGUGAUGUCAUGGUGGGAUUAUGGCUAUCAGAUAACAGCCAUGGCCAAUCGAACAAUUCUAGUGGACAACAACACGUGGAACAACACGCACAUCUCCAGAGUGGGCCAGGUGAGGUGCUAAUUUAUUUUUGUAUUGAUGACUUGACAUGGGACUGAUAAGUGGGAAGAUUCUAUCAUCUGUUAAUUGCUGGUUGGUACCAGUAACUGCUGAACUUCAAUUAAACUGUUUCUGUUGACCGUUAGGCCAUGGCGUCCACCGAGGAGAAGGCCUAUGAGAUCAUGCGGGAGCUGGAUGUCAGCUACGUCCUGGUCAUCUUUGGUGGACUGACGGGAUACUCCUCAGACGGUAUGUCUACAAAGCCAGUGGAAACUAUCAAUGCCCAUCACUCUAUGGAUAAUCACUUUGUUGAAUUAUUACAUCUUCUUAUUACUACAGCUUCUUAACAUAUAUAUUUCAGAUUAAGUUAUUUAACUCAUGAUCAUUAGAGUUGUCAAUGCCUAAUACAUACAUUAGAUGGAGCACUUUUUGCAUGUCCGUAAAUAAACUUGAGAAUGUUACUCAUGCUUUAGGUCUGCUAACACUCCUCUGUCCUCUGUGCAGACAUUAACAAGUUCCUGUGGAUGGUGCGUAUAGGGGGCAGCACAGACACAGGGAAGCACAUCAAGGAGCACGACUACUACACCCCCACUGGAGAGUUCCGUGUGGACCGUGAGGGCUCCCCCGUCCUGCUCAACUGCCUCAUGUACAAGAUGUGCUACUACCGCUUCGGCCAGGUCUACACAGAGGCCAGUGAGUAACCCUGCAUGAUUAUAAUCCAUAUGGCAGGUCUACUCUGAAACCAUCUAGUAUACAGUAAGGGGUGGGAUUUUUCCUAAUUAAUCAGGAAUUCCUGCUUGUCUGACAUCUUCCUCUAUCCCUUGAAAAUAAUAUCCUAUUUCUCCUGAUUUUCAAUGAUUUCCUGAAGUAUCAGAGUGGUAUUAUACCUCAUAACAAGUUUCCACAGAGGACUGUGGGUGUCAAAAUAUGAUAUUCCUCUUCAUCAUCUUGGCCCUUGUCCUGAUGUUCUAACCCUUGUUCCAGAGCGCCCCCCUGGCUAUGACAGAGUGAGAAACGCUGAGAUCGGCAACAAGGACUUUGAGCUGGACGUGCUGGAGGAGGCCUACACUACAGAGCACUGGCUGGUCAGGAUAUACAAGGUAAACAACCCCCUUUCUUUCUGUGACUACUGUCUUACUCUCCUCUGUAUUUAUUCAGUCACGCCUGUAGAGUACCAGGCAAGUUAUUUAUAUAAAAUGUCUCUAGGUGAAUGUGUUGUUUUCACCUUGUCGGCUUGGGUAUUCGAACCAGAUAUCUUUCGGUUACUGGCCCAACACUAACCGAUAGGCUACCUGCCAUUACAUGUAAACCCCUCAAACUCCAGUCUGGACCUCGAAGCGAAUCCCACAGCAUUUUUUUCAUUGUCCCCCCCAAUCAGGGACUGAUUUAGACCUAAUUAAUUAUCAGGUAGAACAGAAAAUCAGCAGGCUACAGACCUCUUAGGGUAAGAGUUGAAUACCCCCUGAUGUACACUUAUUUUUAAACAACACAUUAUUAACACUGUCCUGUGUUUACCCCUUUGAGGUGAAAGACCUGGAUAACCGAGGGCUCUCACGGACGUAAAGCCCUCCAACCCAUCAGCGUUCAUGCACCUCUUUUAGCACACAGCACUGAAAAGCGUUCCCCUGUUGUCUACAGAUGAGUGUGAAAUUAAACUUUUUCAUUUUGUUUGUAGACAUUUUUUUUUGUGUGUUUUCAUAAUGUCCAAUCAAAUGUCAAGAAGUGAUUUCUGCAAUCAAUGGCCAAAAUAAUAUUGUCUGUCAGUGAGCUUUGAAUUUUUACAAUGUGGUCAAUUAAAGAGGCAUAAAUGUGACAGUGGCAUGUUGUCUGUCUUUCUGUUUUUGCUUUGUACAAUACCAUGCAAUCUUUGGCAGAUUCGUUUUUCCCAAGAGCUUUAUAGGAGUCAAUAUUUGGCAACCUUUUCAACUCAGAAUAAUUUUUGAUUACUGAAUACCAAGACGAUGGUAUGAUUUGAACUGUGGGGAAAAAAAGUACUAUAUAGGCAGUGGUAAUUGUGGUCACAUUUCACAGAAAAGGAACACAAAGGUUUUUCUAAAUGGGACACCUACACUCAUUUCUCAAGGUUCAAAAGCCUUGUUCACAUUUGCAGUUUGAAGUGACAAAAACAAAAUGCAUAUCCGAUUCUAAUCUGUUAUUUUUCCUGCAGUCUGAUCAGCCAAAAAGCACAUGAAAUCGGAUAUUUCAAGCCACAGAUGGUUAUUUAGCAUAGACUGUUUAUUUGGCAUAUCUUGUUGCUUGCUAGCUACUCUGUUGAAAGUUUGACAAGAACAUGCGGUAGCUAACUAGCUUGUUAAUUGUUUACAAACAAAUUAGUGACUGUGCUAGAAAGCUUAACAGAUGCCUAGCUAGCUAGUUGACUGCUGUGGCUAGCCAAAAAUGACUUGUUUUGAAAGGUGGAUCAUCUUAUCUUUUGAGGCUUUAGGUAUUCUUAAACUAUGAUUUUUAACAUUCAAAGCAACUGGGAAACUUCCAUGGCAGGCAUUGUUGGCACCUUAGCUUGCUAGAUAACUUCUGAGUGAUGGUAAGCACGAGCAAAAACAAAACUGAUUUGAGCAUUAAGGCCUGCAGUGUGAACAAGGCUUAAGUAACAGAAGAUGUUCAAGACCGGUCUGUUGUCUUGUAAGGCACUAUUUGUAAACAAAUAAUAAUAAAAAAUCUGAAUAUGCAUGGAAGGUAUAAAAAAAGCCAUCUAAUUUCUAAUCUAAUUUUGCUAGAUCGGGAAAUGUAUUAGGCUCUAGUCAUGAGCAUCACAUUUUUCCUCUGCUUGCUCUUGCAAGUUGCACAUAUGAAGCAAAUAUUUUUAUAACUAACCCAAGAUAGACCACAGCCUGUCAUUUCCAAUGGGAGCAAAUGAAUCAAAUUGGGCAGAAAAAGCAAGGAGGUGGGCAGAGCAAAGCACAAGCUAGCGAGAGCCUACUGGUGCUUUCUAUCAUGUACAGUGGCUUGUGAAAGUAUUCACCCCAUUUUUCCUAUUUUGUUGCCUUACAACCUGGAAUUAAAAUGGAUUAUUCGAGGUGUUGUAUAAUUUGAUUUACACAACAUGCCUACCACUUUGAAGAUGCAAAAUAUUUUUCAUUGUGAAACAAGAAAUAAGACAAGAAAACAGAAUACUUGAGCGUGCAUAACUAUUCACCCCCCCCCCCCCCCCCCCCCCCCCCAAGUCAAUACUUUGUAGAGCCACCUUUUGCAGCAAUUACAGCUCCAAGUCUCUUGGGGUAUGUCUCUAUAAGCUUGGCACAUCUAGCCACUGGGAUUUUUGCCCAUUCUUCAAGGCAAAACUGCUCCGUCUCCUUCAAGUUGGAUGGGUUCCGCUGGUGUACAGCAAUCUUUAAGUCAUACCACAGAUUCUCAAUUGGAUUGAGGUCUGGGCUUUGAUUAGGCCAUUCCAAGACAUUUAAAUAUUUCCCCAUAAACCACUCGAGUGUUGCUUUAGCAGUAUGCUUAGGGUCAUUGUCCUGCUGGAAGGUGAACCUCUGUCCCAGUCUCAAAUCUCUGGAAGACUGAAACCGGUUUCCCUCAAGAAUUUUCCUGUAUUUAGGACCAUCCAUCAUUCCUUCAAUUCUGACCAGUUUCCCAGUCCCUGCCAAUGGAAAAACAUCCCCACAGCAUGAUGCUGCCACCACCAUGCUUCACUGUGGGGAUGGUGUUCUCGGGGUGAUGAGAGGUGUUGGGUUUGCGCCAGACAUAGUGUUUUCCUUGAUGGCCAAAAAGCUAAAUUUUUGUCUAAUCUGACCAGAGUACCUUCUUCCAUAUGUUUGGGGAGUCUCCCACAUGCCUUUUGGCAAACACCAAACGUGUCUGCUUAUUUAUUUUUUUAAAGCAAUGGCUUUUUUCUGGCCACUUUUCCGUAAAACCCAGCUCUGUGGAGUGUACGGCUUAAAGUGGUUCUAUGAACAGAUACUCCAGUCAGCCAAAAUCUCGCUCCAUCUUCUCCCACUGCCGGCCACUGGGCUUCCUCUCAUCACCAUAUUUGGUGGUGAGUGGGAAUUCCACCCGGAUGCUUCAGAUCUAUACAUCUGGUGAAACAUCUGGCUCAUUGUUCUAUCUGUGUAUGUGUAACAGCUGUCCAGCGAAGACAAGAAGACUGGUCUUGGCACCAGUGUAACAGAUGUGAUCGGACUUCGUAACUCUCUUGGGUUAUGUUUUUAACAAAAGCACUGUCCAGCCAGCGAUCCCAGUUGAUUUGUGUUUAAGCUAACGAUAGACACAAGGAAGCACAUUACAUGUGCAGGACAACAGUAUGUUGAUGGCUGUAGAUUUGUAAUUCGUCGCUUGCAUAUCAAUAUCAGACUGGGAAGAAUUUACGUUUGCAAUGUCCCCCUAUCUGCAAGCAUGACCAAUGUCAUAACACCUUAAUGAUAUCUAACUUCAACCAACCAAUAUGAAUACAUAUUGCAGUGUCAAGUGAAAACAUAACCAACCCUGUUACAUAUGCAGUCUCUUGAACACUUUGUCAAACCACAUGUUGACUUCAUGAAUCAUUAUAAAAAGUAUGGAAAAGAAAUAGCAAGUAUAAUUGAAAGAGAGAAGUUAGAUGACAUGAUCUUUCAAUAAUGACACUUGAUGUGGUACACACACCCCACCCCCCCAACAAAAAAAAAACAUCAGAAUUUUCCAAACGCAUACAGUGGGGGAAAAAAGUAUUUAGUCAGUCACCAAUUGUGCAAGUUCUCCCACUUAAAAAUAUGAGAGGCCUGUAAUUUUCAUCAUAGGUACACGUCAACUAUGACAGACAAAUUGAGAUUUUUUUUCUUCAGAAAAUCACAUUGUAGGAUUUUCUAUGAAUUUAUUUGCAAAUUAUGGUGGAAAAUAAGUAUUUGGUCACCUACAAACAAGCAAGAUUUCUGGCUCUCACAGACCUGUAACUUCUUCUUUAAGAGGCUCCUCUGUCCUCCACUCGUUACCUGUAUUAAUGGCACCUGUUUGAACUUGUUAUCAGUAUAAAAGACACCUGUCCACAACCUCAAACAGUCACACUCCAAACUCCACUAUGGCCAAGACCAAAGAGCUGUCAAAGGACACCAGAAACAAAAUUGUAGACCUGCACCAGGCUGGGAAGACUGAAUCUGCAAUAGGUAAGCAGCUUGGUUUGAAGAAAUCGAAGACAUACAAGACCACUGAUAAUCUCCCUCGAUCUGGGGCUCCACGCAAGAUCUCACCCCGUGGGGUCAAAAUGAUCACAAGAACGGUGAGCAAAAAUCCCAGAACCACACGGGGGGACCUAGUGAAUGACCUGCAGAGAGCUGGGACCAAAGUAACAAAGCCUACCAUCAGUAACACACUACGCCGCCAGGGACUCAAAUCCUGCAGUGCCAGACGUGUCCCCCUGCUUAAGCCAGUACAUGUCCAGGCCCGUCUGAAGUUUGCUAGAGUGCAUUUGGAUGAUCCAGAAGAGGAUUGGGAGAAUGUCAGAUGAAACCAAAAUAGAACUUUUUGGUAAAAACUCAACUCGUCGUGUUUGGAGGACAAAGAAUGCUGAGUUGCAUCCAAAGAACACCAUACCUACUGUGAAGCAUGGGGGUGGAAACAUCAUGCUUUGGGGCUGUUUUUCUGCAAAGGGACCAGGACGACUGAUCCGUGUAAAGAAAAGAAUGAAUGGGGCCAUGUAUCGUGAGAUUUUGAGUGAAAACCUCCUUCCAUCAGCAAGGGCAUUGAAGAUGAAACGUGGCUGGGUCUUUCAGCAUGACAAUGAUCUCAAACACACCGCCCGGGCAACGAAGGAGUGGCUUCGUAAGAAGCAUUUCAAGGUCCUGGAGUGGCCUAGCCAGUCUCCAGAUCUCAACCCCAUAGAAAAUCUUUGGAGGGAGUUGAAAGUCCGUGUUGCCCAGUGACAGCCCCAAAACAUCACUGCUCUAGAGGAGAUCUGCAUGGAGGAAUGGGCCAAAAUACCAGCAACAGUGUGUGAAAACCUUGUGAACUUACAUAAAACGUUUGACCUGUGUCAUUGCCAACAAAGGGUAUAUAACAAAGUAUUGAGAAACUUUUGUUAUUGACCAAAUACUUAUUUUCCACCAUAAUUUGCAAAUAAAUUCAUAAAAAAUACUACAAUGUGAUUUUCUGGAUUUUUUUUCUCAUUUUGUCUGUCAUAGUUGACGUGUAGCUAUGAUGAAAAUUACAGGCUUCUCUCAUCUUUUUAAGUGGGAGAACUUGCACAAUUGGUGGCUGACUAAAUACUUUUUUUCCCCCACUGUAUGCUUCUUCGUUGCAAGGGUUCAAUAGUUUACUUAGGUUGUUGGUGAUAAUUUCUCUGAAACAAAGUGAAGCCUGGCCUAGUUAUGGCUUGUGCUCUGUCACAAAUGUGGUUGGCAGGUGGGUAUGAUGCCUUGGUGGAGGUGUACUAUUUUUAUUUAUUUUACCCCCAAAGGUCGAUGUCCGCGCCCCUGUGGAAAUCUAAUUAGCAUAAUACAAAACUGACCAUAAAAAUAUUUUGCUGCUUGAAGAAGAAAUUGGCUGAUGGAGAAGUGUGGAAGGGGCAAGGGGGACAUCAGACAUUUCUUUGGGUGUCAACAUGUUGGCCCUGAUUUUUGGAGUGGGAAUUUGGAUACACUUAUUUUACAGUUACUAUCCUGUCUUAGAGGAACUGUAGGAAAAGGGACACUGUAUCCCAUGCAUCCCUUGCCCUUCUCAAAAUUAAAGCAUGAAAUCAAGCUUUGCAUUUGGUUGUUCUUCUUUUGGUACCACUUUUGUUGCCUCAUGUAGAAACAUGAAGUAACUAAGUUUAACUGGGUUUAACCACACAGUUACUAUAGUUAUAGAAUCUACUUUUACAAGGGCAUGCAAUAUAGUGUGAGAAAGACGUGUUCCUUUUCUUUCAUAAAAAACUAUUCAUUCAUAAUUUACAUAAUUUACAUGGUGGCCAGCUGCAGUGUUAGUCUCUGAAUGUUUGACAUUUUCAAGGUAAAAUCUAGGAGGAUGUUUUACCAAUAAUUUAGUUUAUUCAUUUGUACAUGAAAGAAAGAAAUAAAAGCAGAAUAUGCAGGAGAUUGAUAUACCCAUAUAUACACUACCGGUCAAAAGUUUUAGGGUUUUUCUUUAUUUUUACUAUUUUCUACAUUGUAGAAUAAUAGUGAAGAUAUCAAAACUAUGAAAUAACACAUAUGGAAUCAUGUAGUAACCAAGAUUCUCUGGUCUGAUGAAACCAAGGUUGAACUCUUUGGCCUGAAUACCAAGUGUCACGUCUGGAGGAAACCUGGCACCCUCCCUACUGUCAAACAUGGUGGUGUCAGCAUCAUGCUGUGGGGAUGAUUUUUCAGCGGCAUGGACUGGGAGUCUAGUCAGGAUCAAGGGAAAGAUUAACAGAAAAAGUACAGAGAGAUCCUUGAUAAAAAACCUGCUCAGGACCUCAGACUGGGGCGAAGGUUCACCUUCCAACAGGACAACAACCCUAAGCACGCAGCCCUCGACAAUGCAGGAGUGGCUUCGGGGCCAAGUCUCUGAAUGUCCUUGAGUGGCCCAGCCAGAACCCGGACUUGAACCCGAUCUAAAAUCUCUGGAGAGACCUGAAAAUUAGCUUUGCUGCGACGCACCCCAUCCAACCUGACAGAGCUGGAGAGGAUCUGCAGAGAAGAAUGGGAGAAACUCCCCAAAUACAGGUGUGCCAAGCUUGUAGUGUCAUACCCAAUAAUAUAUUUUGUACUUUAUUUUUCAGGGAGUCUGAGACCAAGAUCUCUUUUACAGAUGGGCCCUGAAUGACAUAAAUUACAGAAAAUACAGCUGAUUUUCCUAACUCCGUAGAGACCAAAGGAAUUUCCAGAGUUAGUCAUCCCUGAGACCGGGUGUGGUAAUGUCUAAAGUAUAGUAAAGAUGUUAGGUACAGUGGGACUUUUUGUAAAAGGCCUUUAUAAAUGAAAACAAUGUAUCAACCUAAGUAACAUCAAAGAGGGCCAACCAACUUUCUGGUAGAGAAUGAACUGAUUAGUACUAAAAUUGUUGCUCAUAAUAAAGCGCAGUGAGCUACAAUAAACUGCAUUUAACGGCUUCAAUGAAGUGGUAGCUGCGUUCACAUAGAUCAGGGUUUCCUGAAGCCCAUUUUUAUUCUCAGCUUCUUAACUAACUUUUCUAAAUGCUUUUUAAAAGACAGCUUUUCAUCUAUCCAGAUGCCCAGAUAUGUGUAAGAAGUGACACAAUCAAUAUGGACACCAUCCAAAGUACAUAUGCUUAAAUCAGUUAUUUUUAUGCGCUCUAGAGAACAACAUACAAUGCCUUCAGAAAGUAUUCAAACCCCUUGACUUAUUACACAUUUUGUUGUUACAACCUGAAUUCAAAAUGGAUUACAUUUAUAUUUUUUUCUCACCCAUCUACACACAAUACCCCAUAAUGACAAAGUGAAAACAUGUUUUUAAACAUUUUUGCAAAUCUCAUUUACAUAAGUAUUCAAACCCCUGGGUCAAUACUUUGUAGAAGCACCUUUGGCAGUGAUUACAGCUGUGAGUCUUUCUGGGUAUCUGGAGAUUUUUGGUUCCAAUCGCCGUGUCUUUGUGAGAUGCGUGUGGUUGGACGGAUGAUCUCUGCAUGUGUAUUUCCCACCGUAAAGCAUGAAGGAGGUGGUGUUAUGGUGUGGGGUUGCUUUGCUGGUGACACUGUCUGUGAUUUAUUUAGAAUUCAAGGUACACUUAACCAGCAUGGCUACCACAGCAUUCUGCAGCGAUCCGCCAUCCCAUCUGGUUUGGGCUUAGUGGGACUAUCAUUUGUUUUUCAACAGGACAAUGACCCAACACACCUCCAGGCUGUGAAAGGACGACUUUACCAAGAAGGAGAGUGAUGUAGUGCUGCAUCAGAUGACCUGGCCUCCACAAUCCCCUGACCUCAACCAAAUUGAGAUGGUUUGGGAUGAGUCGGACCGCAGAGUGAAGGAAAAGCAGCCAACAAUUGCUCAGCUUUUGACCGGUUGUGUAUUUUGUUUACCCUCUGUCUACAAGUCCUGCGACCAGGCCAGUGUUUACACACCUGAAGUCUCAUAGGUUGAAGGUAGUCCUGCAUAUACAGUGAGGGAAAAAAGUAUUUGAUCCCCUGCUGAUUUUGUACGUUUGCCCACUGACAAAGAAAUAAUCAGUCUAUAAUUUUAAUGGUAGGUUUAUUUGAACAAUGAGAGACAGAAUAACAACAACAAAAUCCAGAAAAACGCAUUUAAAAAAUGUUAUGAAUUGAUUUGCAUUUUAAUGAGGGAAAUAAGUAUUUGACCCCUCUGCAAAACAUGACUUAGUACUUGGUGGCAAAACCCUUGUUGGCAAUCACAGAGGUCAGACGUUUCUUGUAGUUGGCCACCAGGUUUGCACACAUCUCAGGAGGGAUUUUGUCCCACUCCUCUUUGCAGAUAUUCUCCAAGUCAUUAAGGUUUAGAGGCUGACGUUUGGCAACUCGAACCUUCAGCUCCCUCCACAGAUUUUCUAUGGGAUUAAGGUCUGGAGACUGGGUAGGCCACUCCAGGACCUUAAUGUGCUUCUUCUUGAGCCACUCAUUUGUUGCCUUGGCCAUGUGUUUUGGGUCAUUGUCAUGCUGGAAUACCCAUCCACGACCCAUUUUCAAUGCCCUGGCUGAGGGAAGGAGGUUCUCACCCAAGAUUUGACGGUACAUGGCCCCGUCCAUCGUCCCUUUGAUGUGGUGAAGUUGUCCUGUCCCCUUAGCAGAAAAACACCCCCAAAGCAUAAUGUUUCCACCACCAUGUUUGACGGUGGGGAUGGUGUUCUUGGGGUCAUAGGCAGCAUUCCUCCUCCUCCAAACACGGCGAGUUGAGUUAAUGCCGAAGAGCUCCAUUUUGGUCUCAUAUGACCACAAUACAUUCACCCAGUUCUCUUCUGAAUCAUUCAGAUGUUCAUUGGCAAACUUCAGACGGCCCUGUAUAUGUGCUGCAGGAUUUCAGUCCUUCACGGCGUAGUGUGUUACCAAUUGUUUUCUUGGUGACUAUGGUCCCAGCUGCCUUGAGAUCAUUGACAAGAUCCUCCCGUGUAGUUCUGGGCUGAUUCCUCACCGUUCUCAUGAUCAUUGCAACUCCACGAGGUGAGAUCUUGCAUGGAGCCCCAGGCCGAGGGAGAUUGACAGGUCUUUUGUGUUUCUUCCAUUUGCGAAUAAUCGCACCAACAGUUGUCACCUUCUCACCAAGCUGCUUGGCGAUGGUCUUUUAGCCCAUUCCAGCCUUGUGUAGGUCUACAAUCUUGUCCCUGACAUCCUUGGAGAGCUCUUUGGUCUUGGCCAUGGUGGAGAGUUUGGAAUCUGAUUGAUUGAUUGCUUCUGUGGACAGGUGUCUUUUAUACAGGUAACAAGCUGAGAGAGUGCUCCUAAUCUCAGCUCGUUACCUGUAUAAAAGACACCUGGGAGCCAGAAAUCCUUCUGAUUGAGAGGGGGUCAAAUACUUAUUUCCCUCAUUAAAAAUGCAAAUCAAUUUAUAACAUUUUUGACAUGCGUUUUUCUGGAUUUUUUUGUUGUUAUUCUAUCUCUCACUGUUCAAAUAAACCUACCAUUAAAAUUAUAGACUGAUCAUUUCUUUGUCAGUGGGCAAACGUACAAAAUCAGCAGGGGAUCAAAUACUUUUUUCCCUCACUGUAGAGGUUGGUAUUGCCGAUCUCCGUCAUUGAGUUUACAAGGAUAACACAUUGCAAUGGCAGGGCUCUACGCUGACCUUUUUUACAAGGAGCACGUGUGUACCUCAGUUGAAAAAUGUAGACGCACACAAAGACAUUUAGGAGCAUAAUGAAAAAUAUUAAAGCUAGAAUUCUUAAUUUUUCUAGGCUCCUAAAUAAAAAUUGUCGCACAGCAAAAUAUUUAGGCGCACAUGCGAGUAAAAUGGUCGCACUGUAGAGCCCUGAAUGGUACUGUACCACUGUAUAAAACAGCUUCUGCUUUUCUUGAAUGUUUUUGCUCCUACAAAUUAAAUAGUGUUUGAAAUCAUUCAGCUUUAAUACCAAUUAUGUUAUGCUUUAUCUCCUAGCGUGAAAACUAACAGUGGGAUAUAUGUUUUCCAUUACACAAUUCACUAUAUUUAUUUGCAGUUUGUGCAGAACCAGCCCUUCAUGCCAAGGGACCUUCUGGACCAUAUCUUCCCACCACAGGACCCCCGGAACCAGCCCUUCCCGCCAUGGGACUCCCGGAGCCAGCCCUUUCCGCCACGGGACCAGCCCUUCCCACCACAGGAAUUUGGGACCAGCCCUUCCCGCCACGGAACCCCCAGGACCAGCUCAUUCAACCCUGGCACCUCU